GGUCUGUUUACCCCUCUGAGGGAGUGUCUCUCUGUUUCGUCCUGAACGAGAAGCUGUAGAGGAGACGGACGAGUGACGAGAGACGAGAGAGAUCAUGGCUGUGAAUAAGUGCAUCAAGUAUCUGCUCUUCUUCUUCAACCUCCUGUUCUGGCUGAGUGGUUGCAUCAUUCUGGGCGUGUCCAUCUACCUGAAAGUCAAUCAGGGAGGAAACCAGAUCACUAGCGAGUCUCUUCCUGGCAUCGACCUGAUGAUCGCCAUCGGCGUCAUCAUCAUGUUGCUCGGGUUCCUGGGCUGCUGUGGAGCCAUCAGAGAGAACCGCUGCAUGCUGCUGCUGUUCUUCAUCUCCCUCCUCCUCAUCUUCAUCCUCCUGCUGGCAGCAGGAAUCCUGGGAGCUGUGGGCGAGUCAAAGGUGAAGGACUGGGUGAAGAAGCGUCUGGAGGAGUUCACUCCGAUCUCGAAACAACCACCAGAAGUGAAGGAAGAUGUGGAGAAGCUGCAGCGUCAGCUGAAAUGUUGUGGUCUCGUGAACGGACCGUCCGACUGGACCAAGGUUCCAGACUCGUGUCGCUGCAACAGAACAGAACCGGACUGCAAGUCGGACGCCAUCUACCAGGAGCCUUGUGGUGAUAAAAUCAUCAGUCUGAUGGAGCAACACAUGAAGGUCGUCCUGGGAAUCGCCUUCGCCAUCGCCGUCCUGCUGAUUUUCGGCAUGGCCUUCGCCAUGAUUCUCUACUGUCAGAUCGGCCGGAAGGACAGCGGCGCCACCACGACUAACGCCUGAGGCCCCGCCCUCGCAACGGCCAAUCAGCUGUGCCCAAAUGACCCGUGCAACAUCUACCUAACCUCAGUGCUUCUGUAAUUUCACCUGUGGUUUUAUUGUGAAGGAACACUUUGAGUUAUAAGCUAAUAUGUCAUUAUCUCUGUGGACUGUUUCUGGACAGUUCACAGUUUAGAUUUAUUGAUCAUGAUUAUGAAAUAAAUUAUUUAAAUGGUUCCUGGAGACGAAACAGGAAAUUAAUUAUUGAUCCACUGAAUCAGACGAUCUGAAAACUGAUCGUCGUGUUCCCUAAACGUGCAAAAGCUGCCACAUGAUUUUACAGAACACUUCUCCUGUCAACACUAAAGCUGAAACAACGUUUCCACUCACGAGGCCUCAAAGAACAAAACCCUGGAAAAUGUUAAAUGUCAAAAACUAAAAUCUUCAUGUUGUUUUAGGCUUAUUAAGUAUGGAAGCCCAUUACUGCCAUAAAGAAAUUAAAACAAGUUGUUGCAUUUAAUGAGAAAUUCAGUUUCUCGGUAAGUAAAUUUUUUUUAUACACACAUUGUGUCCAUUAAAAUGACCUUAAAAUGGUAUGUGUGUUAUGAUUGGCUUAAAUGUCGUUAUCAUUUUUUACAUUAUUGCAAUCACUUAUAUUUUUGGUUAUAUAUUGCUUGUGUGGGAAUGAGCUUUCUAGUUUUUUUUUUCAAGUUAUAGAACUGAUCUAUAAAAUCCAUUCCUUCGCAAAAAUAUAAAUAACAAAAAAAUAAUGCAAAAGUCACUCAUGUGUAUCAUAAAGACUUGUAUUUGUGCAAUGUGACUCUAUGGUGCAUUAAAAUAGUUACAUUUAUAUGUAUUAUGAUUAAAGAAAGUUACAUUUUUUUGGUAUAUGUUCUUUUUGCGCAGUAAUGGGCUUCCAUAGGGACACUGCUCUAACGGAUGGAAGUCGUGUUCUGCUGCUGUAAAAUAUUUUCAAAUCAUAUAAAAUAAUUCCUUUAAAAUCAAUAUCAUCAUAGAACAAUAAACCUUGAAUUUCACAUUUGUUAUCUCGUUACAGAAUAUUCCAUCUUGUCAAUGUUUUUGUUAUAAAAGUUACUGAGCGGUGGUUAAGUGUCGUGAAGCUAAACUUGAUUUAUUUCGUCUUUUUCCCUUUGCACUUUGAAUCGUGUCUCCAAAAUAAAAAUGAAAACAAAUGAGUUUACCCUUGAAUGUUUCCUGAGGACCGGUGAGGACCUCACACUGACCCCAGACCACCCGGUGAGUGUCGUCGACCUGCACGCUGUGAUGAGACAGAGGAUGCUGUUUGUUUGUGAUCUUGUCCUAAUGAACCCGUCGUGUUCCUGCUGCCGAUACUGAUGUUUAUCACUGUUCCAGAUGUUUAAAGACAAUAAAUGACGAAGGGAA
Molecule: messenger RNA, 2161 nt
Organism: Hippoglossus stenolepis (Pacific halibut)
Lineage: Eukaryota; Metazoa; Chordata; Actinopteri; Pleuronectiformes; Pleuronectidae
Gene: tspan9b
Product: tetraspanin 9b
Exons: 8
Coding region: 95-781 (228 amino acids)
Cellular component (GO): membrane
Source: RefSeq, a predicted model, not a curated record